AUGUCGACGACCACAACGACGACGACGUCACCGUCCACCUCUCGCUGCGUCGGCUACACGGUCCUUCUCUCCAGCUUUGUGGCGAUUUCGUCGCUUGGUGUCGCGUUUGACCUCGAACGCGGCGCCGAGCCCGUGCUGAAGCUCUUCUGGAAGACCAGCGGCAGUUGUGCACUCUUGCUUCUCCUCGUCCUCGGCCAGCGCAUGCUUCACCGAUCGUCGUCCGCGCUCUCGUUCGAUCGUGACACGGUUCGACGACUGGUGCUGUGCGCCGUCGGGUACACGAUCUGGAAUGCGUCGUUCAAUUGGGCACUCGCAAGGACGUCUGUCGGCCACGUCUACUUGCUCAACAACUGCCACUCGCUGUUGCUUGUCGUGUGGCGGGCUCUCUACUGCGACGCGAUCGUGCUAUACGAGAUCCUCGGGACGGUGGCAGGCAUUGGCGGCAGCGUUCUCACGGCCUUGGACCAAGCACCGGUAGUCGCCCACUCGGGCAUUGUCGAAGCGUCGCUUCUGGGCGAUCUUGGCGCGUUUCUCGGUGCUCUGGGGGCGGUCGUGUACCUUCUCCAAGCCAAGACACUUCGAACGCGCCUUGGCCUCUUGCCCUUCAUGCUCUGCCAUACGCUAUUGGUGUCGCUGCUGCUGUUGCCGACACUGACGCUGCUCGGCGAAGAGUACAGUCUCUCGCGCGAUGUCAAUACCGGUCUCUUCGGCUGGGCCAAUCUGCGCUGGGACCGCGUCGGCCUCGAAGCGUUCGUCGUGCUGAUCUGCGACUUUGUCGGUGGCAUGGGCUACAUUCGUGUCAUGGCCUAUUUCGACCCGCUCGUCGUCUCGAUCAUUAUGCUCAUGGAGCCGAUUCUGGCGACGGCAUUGGGGAUCCUCGUUGGCGUCGCGUCCAUCCCGGGGGUGCUCACAUGUGUCGGCAGUGCGAUUGUGAUCGCCGCGACCAUGCUCGUCAUCUCUGUCAACACGGCGGCGUCGAGCAAAGGCGCCAAGACGACGAAGCGCAUCGUGCUGCAGAGCCGUGCACCGCCGACCGUCUACGGCGCCGUGUAG
Saprolegnia parasitica CBS 223.65 is the source of this 1053-nucleotide messenger RNA. RefSeq lists its product as hypothetical. The transcript has a single exon. The coding region runs from base 1 to 1053 and encodes 350 amino acids. The record is from RefSeq and is a predicted model, not a curated record. Lineage: Eukaryota; Oomycota; Saprolegniomycetes; Saprolegniales; Saprolegniaceae.